UAAACGUCUUUUCCUCCGUCUCUCUUCUACCUGACACAUUGGCUCUCCACCUACUCUCUUUAAUCUCUUAUUUGACUCUCUUCUCGUUUCAUUCUAACAUAGAACUUCAUCUCUUCUUCUUCCCUCUUCUCUCCUCAUUAUUUCAUUCCUUUCUCUCUACUUUCUGCCUACUUCUCUCUCCGUCCAUAUUUUCUCUUUUACCAUCCAUCUAAAUCACCCUCGAAACAUGAAAAAAAAAAAUCAUAAUUCUAUUUUCGUCCCUUUCUCUAUACUUUCUGGUCACAUCUCUCGCCUUAUCACAAUUUCUCUUCUACUACCAUCUAAAUCACCCUUUAAAAUGUAGAAUACCAUGCGGCCCAGAAUUUGUAGCCUUUGUCAAAGCAAAAGCUGAAUAUAAAAAAUUAGCCAUAUCGAAUAGUAAGAGAGAGUGAGUUGAGAGAGCUAUGAUAGGAGAGGGGAUAUUGAAAUUCGUCCUUAUAAUGCAGGACCCAAGUAUUGACUUAACUCUGGCCAAAUUUCAGACGAACCAUUUUCCAAUUCUAACUCCCUCCACUUUUUCCAAUUCAAGUUUUAAAAUAAAUAAUUCAAACUACAAUAAAUUUCUCACUCAAUAUCUACAUAGCCAGUCUUCUAUCUCCCCCAGCCUCACGGCGCUCACCGCCGCUUGCCACCGCCACCAAUUGCAUUUUAGGUUCCUAUCAGCGAUAGUCUCCCAUCUCCUCCAGCCUCACGGCCCUCGCCGCUGCCUCCCAUCUCCCCUAGCCUCACGGCCCUCGCAGCUGCCGGCCACCAAUCGCAUUUCAGGCGAAACUGACAAGGAUAAGAAAUUGAAUGCAACUUACAUUAUCAGUGUUGGUCGAAAGCUUGGGUGCUCCAUUUUCUUAUUGCCUGAGGACAUAAUUGAGGUGAACCAGAAGAUGAUCCUCACCCUAACAGCAAGCAUCAUGUACUGGAGCCUGCAACAAAAAGCUGAGGAUUCAGAGUCAACCACACCUACAGAAGACAAGAAAGCACCGGAGGGCGACAAAUAAUAAAACCUCUCCAAAAAAGUUGAAAACAAGAAACCUCACCGCAUAAUCCAAAGGAUAACUCUAGGUGGAGAAUGACCAAGAAUAGCAACUCCCAAAAUUUUUUCUUCGAGCCCUUACUUUCCUUUCGAGGACAAGAAAAAUGAAAAUCCAGUUGCAGUUAGUUGAUCUGUGAGAUGGUACUCCUGUAUGGGACAGGGCAUGGUCAAUUUUGUUCUGAUCAACCACAAAAAAAGAGAAGUUCUUGUAAAUUUUACCUUGUGUAAUUAUAGUCUACUGUUCUUAUGUAUAUUCUUUCUCACAAUUGUUAUAUUGAUUAUAUAAUGAAUAAUGCAACUGGGGAGAAAUUAUCCUCAGUGUCAUACUC
Messenger RNA from Cornus florida, 1395 nucleotides. RefSeq lists its product as uncharacterized. NCBI's taxonomy places the organism in Eukaryota, Viridiplantae, Streptophyta, Magnoliopsida, Cornales, Cornaceae. Gene Ontology annotation, molecular function: actin filament binding. Gene Ontology annotation, cellular component: cytoplasm; actin filament bundle; actin filament. Gene Ontology annotation, biological process: actin filament bundle assembly; actin filament network formation. The coding region runs from base 444 to 1031 and encodes 195 amino acids. The record is from RefSeq and is a predicted model, not a curated record. The transcript is spliced from 3 exons.